Molecule: messenger RNA, 378 nt
Organism: Lottia gigantea (owl limpet)
Lineage: Eukaryota; Metazoa; Mollusca; Gastropoda; Lottiidae
Exons: 3
Coding region: 1-378 (125 amino acids)
Source: RefSeq, a predicted model, not a curated record
AUGAAGGUCAUCAAAGGUCAAGAUAUUGGUGUCAACUGUAGACCAGAGGCUGUAGUAGGACAACCAUACAAUUUACAGUGUACUAAUAUACCAGAUACUCUUACCAAAGCAUUAAAUGUAUUUCUUCAGGGUGAUACAAGCAAUAGUAUAAUAUAUUGUGUUACAUCUAAAAAUUGUGUUCCACGGAACAGUUCAUUAUACAGUGUUGUAUCACCACACACUGAUUCAUUCAAUUUUACUAUAAAGAGUAUAACAACAGAUGAUAUUGGUAAGAAAGUGUAUUGUGUAGAUGAUAUAGAACUAGAUCUUUCUACUCCAAAACCAAGCUGUACAAUUGAACCUCCUCCUUCAACUACUGGUAUGUUAUAUUUUUUAUAA